Mauremys mutica (yellowpond turtle) is the source of this 314-nucleotide messenger RNA. RefSeq names its product ovomucoid-like. Bases 1 to 243 code for a protein of 80 amino acids. NCBI's taxonomy places the organism in Eukaryota, Metazoa, Chordata, Testudines, Geoemydidae. The transcript is spliced from 4 exons. The record is from RefSeq and is a predicted model, not a curated record. Gene Ontology annotation, molecular function: serine-type endopeptidase inhibitor activity; protein binding.
AUGAAGAUAACAGGGGCCGUUCUGCUCUUCGCUCUGGCACUUUGCUGCUUCUACUCAGAUGCUGCUGGCCAGGCUGGUAAGGGUUUCUGCAGUGAGUUCAAGGAGCCUCCAGAAUUCUGCACUGAGGAGUACAAGCCUGUUUGUGGCACUGAUGGGAAAACAUACAGCAACAAAUGCUUCUUUUGCAAAGCAGUCUAUGAAAACCUUGGAAGUCUUUGCUUUGCACGAUAUGGAAAAUGCUGAAUCCUCGGGGUGCCGAGUGCUGAUAUGGAGCUGAACCCCAUUUGCUUCUAGUUCCCACCAGCAGAUCCCCG